GAGACUCCAAGCCCUUUUUCCACACACACACAUUCCGAGGCAAGAGAGAGAGAGAAAGUGGGUGUGUGUGCGCGCAGUAGUGCGUUUUUGGAGAGCUCGUCGCACAGCGCUUUGACAGUUCACACGCCGUUAGUGUACACGAGUCUCCUGCAUUGUACAAACACACACACACACUCACACACUCGCUGAAGGCGCAGGCGGCGAGUGGACCUGCGGGUUCAUGUCACUCUGAUUUACUCCGAGGAAGAGGAAUUUACCGAGGAAGAGAUCGGCAAAACGCGGAGGGAAUACGCUGCAGCGACGAUGGCUUUCUCAAACGUGUGGAACUACCUUGUCCCGUUGACCAUCUUGACCGUUGCCUGUCUGAUGCGCACCGCCCAUUGUCAGACUGUGCAGACGGAGAAUGUGACAGUUUUGGAAGGAGCGACCGCCCAGAUCUCCUGUCGGCUUCACAACUACGAUGGGUCAAUAGUGGUCAUCCAGAAUCCACGCCGACAAACACUCUUCUUCAAUGGCUCAAGAGCUCUGAGGGACGAGCGGUACCAGUUGGUUACAUUCACGUCACGGCUACUGCGUAUUAGCGUGGCCAACGUUAGCGUGUCGGACGAAGGCGGGUUUUACUGCCAGCUCUACACGGACUCCACGCAUCACCAAGCCGCCACGCUGACGGUGCUGGUGCCUCCGGACACGCCCACGGUGGAUGUGAAGCAGGACGCCGUGGAGGGAGGAGAGUCCGAGCUCACCUGUGUUUCGCCCAGAAGCAAACCCGCCGCUACACUCAAAUGGAUGCGCAACGGUCGAGAGAUACCAGGCGUAGUGCUGCAACAAGACCAUGGGAAGGUCUUCAGUGUGUCCAGCACCAUCAGGAUCCCCGUGGAGAGGAAAGACAACGGAGCGGCCCUGAGCUGUGAGGCCUUCCACCCGGCUCUGGAUGGUCCCAAGAGGAUCCGCCACUACCGCCUGGACGUCUACUUUGCACCUACAGUCCGAAUCAUCCCUCCCACUGGAAUCCUGAGAGAGGGAGACUCGCUCAGCCUGACCUGCUCGGUGACUGGGAACCCGCUGCCGUUGAACAUCCAGUGGUCCAAGAUCAACGACACUUUACCAGAGCGAGCAGAGAUUUCAGGGCCCACGUUCCAGAUCUCUCGUCUCAGCCAAUCACACAACGGCACGUACCUCUGCCAGGCCCAGAAUGAUUACGGACGGGCUGCUGACCACUACACCCUGCUGGUCUACGAGAAUGUGUCUGUCACUUCGGCGGCCCCUCCCACUCCUAGUACCACACCAAUCACCUCCUUACCUGCCAUCCCAACCUCCACCACUACCUCCUCCACCACCCUCCUCCACCUCCUCCCAUCACCCAGCCUGUCCCCGGACGUAAGAGAUCCCGGUGCAGUGGUGGAGACCCACAGUGCAGUACCAUAUGCAGUGAUAGGGGGCGUCCUUGCGCUGCUGGUGUUCACCGUCAUCUGCGUUCUCAUCGUAACCAUAUGGUGUACAGUGCGACAGAAAGGCUCCUAUCUCACCCACGAGGCCAGCGGAUUGGACGAACACGGCGAGGUGCAGGAGGCCUUUCUUAACGGGAACGACGCCAGCCAGGGCAAGAAGGAGUACCUGCUGUAGCCCCGCCCCUUUCCCCCCCUGCACCCGGGCUCCCCCAGAUACCCCUCUCUUCUCUCGUGACCUCCUCCCACUCCCCUACCCUUCCCCGACGUCCCUCUUAUACAGUAUAAACAAGAACACCACACACACUUGUACCAACACAAGAGGAAGCCUUUUGAAAAAGACUGUACGCCGAUAUCGCACACAGCCGAUCGACCGCUCCAUUCCACUUCAUGCCUCCUGACUUUAUCCAUGCGAGCCACCAACCUACCGACAGACAGAGAAAACAAGAGCCCAUAGACCAACCAGGCAUUAACAACUGUGCCACACACUGUAAGAACUGAAAUUGAAAAGAGAGUGGGAGAGAAUGGGGUGAAAACUCAAACCGCAGUGGCGUAAUUAUUUUGAUGGAGAGAGGCGUGCACAAAGAAGCGACAUUCUGCUACAAAAGUGCAAAAGGGAAUUAGAGGCAGAUCGCGGUUGAAAUUCUCCGCCUAGAGAAAGCCAUGUAUUGCAGAAAACUUGAAUGGCAGAUACAAAGCAGAAUACAGGAGGGAGCAAGACCAAGGGCUUGCCCAGCAGCUAUGAGCACUCAGCACAAGAAAAUAGAAAUUUUUUUGAAAAUUGCCAAAGCAUCUCGACUUUGCAGUGUAAUUUUCCAACAAGAGUCCCGGAACGGAUCCACACUCAAUGAACAAGCUAACCGCACCGUUUUGCCGUCUCCUCUGGGCACCAUAGCAGUAAUUUGAGAAAAACGUCAGCUUUUAGCAAGUUUUCUGUUCAGGGUAGACCCCCGAUUCAUUUGUUACCAUCCUCUCCCCUCACUUUUUAACUCUCUGCCUGUCCUCGCAUCACUCCUCCUUUGUUGGCUCCUAAUAACAAACGGAUUAGCGACGCGGCUACGUUCCUGACAAAGAAGAAAAUAACACGACUGCAGAGGCAUUAAAGACGGGGGUAAUUAUUUCUGAAUGUCAUUAAGAGGAUCAAAAGGGUUCAAAGUCUUAUAAGAAGGGCAAAGGCUGCGCUAGCUAAGGCAACGGAUGACACAGUGAUGGCUGUUUUACCUGAAUGCGACCAUACACACAUACAUAUACAUAGACAGUAUACAUAUCUCUGAAUUAUUUGUAUAAAAAUGAACAACGUUAAAUUAAAACUUUUAAGAACACCGUUUACUAUUGAAGCAUUAUGAAGCAACUAUACUAACAGAAUAUUAGCCGAUAGUGGCACGAUGCCGAACAAACUACUGUCCAGUGAUCUUUAAAGAAAAACGAGAAAAGUAUAAAAAAAAUAUAUCUUCAUUUGUCUUUGAGAAAGCAGAGGUCUUAUUGAUUUUUUAAUUAUUUUAUUUGAGCAAUUCUGAUUGUUGUUAUUACUGUUAUUAUUAUUGACGUUGUUCUUAUUACAUUAUUGUAAAUGUUAAUGAAAUGUACACUUCCCAUGGUUUGUUUUUGGUUGAACUGUAGAGAAAUACUAGCUGUCUUUUACCACUCUUUUUCCUAUUCCUUCACUCUAUCUAUCUUUCUCUCUCUCUCUCUAUUGGUCUCCUGUGCCUAGUCGUCUCUUCUCCUGUCUGUCACUUAAUUCUUUCGUUUUUCCAAGUCCAUGUGUCAUUGUUGAUAUAUAGCUAACUAUUUCUUUAUAGGGGAAAGAUACAAAGCACGACAAAAUAAAAAAGAUUUGAAAAAUAACCCCGGGG
Molecule: messenger RNA, 3298 nt
Organism: Periophthalmus magnuspinnatus
Lineage: Eukaryota; Metazoa; Chordata; Actinopteri; Gobiiformes; Gobiidae
Gene: cadm4
Product: cell adhesion molecule 4
Exons: 9
Coding region: 304-1623 (439 amino acids)
Biological process (GO): regulation of wound healing; regulation of Rac protein signal transduction; negative regulation of peptidyl-tyrosine phosphorylation
Cellular component (GO): cell-cell contact zone
Molecular function (GO): vascular endothelial growth factor receptor 2 binding
Source: RefSeq, a predicted model, not a curated record